AUGAAUCCUAAGGUAUAAGUAGGGAUUUCUCAGAACAUUAAAGAAGUAAAUGUGAAAAGAAUGUUCAAAAAUUACAUCAUAAGUCACAUUAAUCAAAUCAUUAUAAUCCUUUAGUAAUACCUUGUGAUUGAUAAUUAGCUGAAAAACAUGCAAAAGCAAGAAGAGUAGCUUAAGAAUUAGAAAUUGAUGAAUAAACUGCAUGUCCUUGUUGUGGAUAUUCAAUAGAAAGAAUAGAUUUAUAAUAUGAUUGUGAUACAAUUGAAAUGAAAUUUUUAGGAUCAGGAUUUCCAUUGUUUUACAUGUUUAUUAAAUAUUGUAUAUUUAUUUUAGUUAAAUUUUGGUUAUUGAAAGGAAUGUUUUGUUUAGCUACAAGAUUUAAUGGGUGAUUAUUGUUAUAAUUAAAUAAAAUUACAAAAAAUAAAGAAUGAAAAUCAGUAACAUCAUAUACAAAAUCAUUCAAAUUAGCAAAUAGAAAAUCAUUUAAAUUAUAAUCAUUAACACAAAAAAGAGAAUUCAAUUUGUGGUGGAUCGUUGUGGCAUUUUGUAAGUUUAGCAAAUGUUUAUGAUAGAUAAGAUAUAAAAAGUUGGUAAUCUAAUUUAUCAUUAGUUGUAGUAUUAGCUAAUAUGUUUUCAUUUUUAUUUUUUAGAAAAGCUUAAAGAAGUAUUGUCAUAGAAGUUGAUGAAUCUUAAUUGACUCCAACGGAUUAUACAAUUUGUGUUAAAAAUAUUCCAAAAUUAAAUGAAGAUUAUUAAGAAGUACUUAAGAAUAUAUUUUAAAAUUAUGCAGCAGAUGGUAGAGAAUUAAAAGUCACUAAAAUAGUUUUAGUUUAUAAUUUAGAUGAAGUAAUUGAUUUAGAAGAAUCCUUAAAAGAAUUAGUAAGAGAAAAGUAAGAAUAUUUAAUAGAAAAUGGUAUGAAUUUCACUGAUUUUAAAGUUAAAUAAUUAGAUGAAAAAUUAGAAUCUUUAGAACAUAAAAUUCAUUAAGUUGAACAUGAAUUAUUUAUAAAUAGAGAUAAAUUUGCAGGUAUUGCAUUUAUAAGUUUUUAACUGAAGAAAUGAAAUAAAUUGUAUUAUAACAUAAUCCUCAUACAUCUUGG
This is a messenger RNA of Paramecium sonneborni, 1097 nucleotides long. NCBI's taxonomy places the organism in Eukaryota, Ciliophora, Oligohymenophorea, Peniculida, Parameciidae. The record is from the annotation of a GenBank genome assembly.